GGCGACUCGACCGGGCGGAAGAAGGUCGAGCCGAAGCAGUUUCCGGUUCCGGUGUCAGUUCGAGGCGCCGCCGCCGCCGCCGCCGCCGCUGAAGCCGCGAUGCCUAAAGGAGGGAAGAAGGGGGGCCACAAAGGCCGGGUGAGGCAGUACACGAGCCCAGAGGAGAUCGACGCCCAGCUGCAGGCUGAGAAGCAGAAGGCUCGGGAAGAAGAGGAGCAAGAGGAAGGUGGAGAUGGGGCUGCAGGUGACCCCAAAAAGGAAAAGAAAUCACUAGACUCUGACGAAAGUGAGGAUGAAGAUGAUGACUACCAGCAAAAGCGCAAAGGCGUGGAAGGGCUCAUCGACAUUGAGAACCCCAACCGAGUGGCACAAACAACCAAAAAGGUCACACAACUGGAUCUGGAUGGGCCAAAAGAACUUUCCAGGAGAGAACGAGAAGAAAUUGAAAAGCAGAAAGCAAAAGAGCGUUACAUGAAAAUGCAUUUGGCUGGGAAGACAGAGCAAGCCAAGGCUGACCUUGCCCGACUGGCAAUUAUCCGGAAGCAGCGGGAAGAGGCAGCAAGAAAGAAAGAGGAAGAGAGGAAAGCAAAAGAUGACGCGACCUUGUCAGGAAAACGAAUGCAGUCGCUGUCCCUGAACAAGUAAGCGCAGCCUGUGGGAGGACAUGCUGGGCAGAUAGGCCGUGCCACCGGACCGCUCCGUCUCGCCUGCCCUGUGCCUGGCACUACUACAGCAGCCCCUUACAGCCUGGGGCCGCCUCUUCAUCUUGGCACAGAAAUCGGUGGGGGCGGGGGGAGGGGCAGCUGCUGUUUUGAGGCAAAAAGAUGCAGGACAGCAUCUCAUAUGUAACCAUUUGAAUGUUUUUGCUGUUUUUAGAAAUCAGAACCCUUGUUGGGGGGAGGGGUGCCAGGGAGGCGGGGUAAGAAGAGCUUCCAUUUGUCUGGUAGAUGCACGUUAGUGGGCGGUUGUGCCAGAGGCAGCUGCUGACAGACCUGACAGCCGGCCCUGGUCUGUGCUGCCUGGGUGCUCACUCAGAGGGGCUGUUUGUCCAGAAGUCUGGGACCAUAGGUCCCUGAAGACCAUGGCUUAUCCCUGGCCAGUCCCCUCCAACUCAGGCCCCUCCGCUCAGCCUUUCUCUGCUCCACUCCCACCCAUCUGGCCAGGGUCCAUGCCCACUCUUAACCCUACCCAUGAAUCAUUUCAAGGAACCUCUGUUUACUGUGCAGCACCCAGGCAAGACAUGCUCCACAAAGUCAACUUGUAUAUUUGGCAGAUUAAACUUGACAUUAUCAUA
Ochotona curzoniae (black-lipped pika) is the source of this 1294-nucleotide messenger RNA. It is a transcript of the gene PDAP1, whose product is annotated as PDGFA associated protein 1. Gene Ontology annotation, cellular component: cytosol. The transcript has 6 exons. The record is from RefSeq and is a predicted model, not a curated record. Bases 100 to 645 code for a protein of 181 amino acids. Gene Ontology annotation, molecular function: RNA binding. Lineage: Eukaryota; Metazoa; Chordata; Mammalia; Lagomorpha; Ochotonidae.